This is a messenger RNA of Closterium sp. Yama58-4, 1050 nucleotides long. NCBI's taxonomy places the organism in Eukaryota, Viridiplantae, Streptophyta, Zygnematophyceae, Desmidiales, Closteriaceae. The record is from the annotation of a GenBank genome assembly.
AUGAGUCCCAGACCUAGUCCUGACGGAGACCCGCCGCAACCGCGAACGGGCCAGACUGGUGCUGCUGCCGGUCCGUCUUGGAGCGCUCCGAGGCGCGCCGACAGGGUGGGGAAAGGAGCCAAAGGUGGGCCGGAGAACGCGCUGCACGGCUUUCGCGGAGUGCGGCAGCGCAGUUGGGGGAAGUGGGUGACGGAGAUCCGCGCGCCGCGCAGCAAGAAGCGCAUCUGGCCAGGGUCGUUCGCGGACGCGCGGACGUCUGCGCUGACGUACGACCGCGCAGCGCGGAAGUUGUACGGGCCGCGCGCGCAGCUCAACUUCUUCGACGAGGCGGCAGUUUCUGCGCCCAUCAGCAGCCCCCCUCACGGCGCAAGCUUGCGCGCCGCCGACGCCCGCAGCGGCUUGAUCAGCAGCGGAAGCGGCAGUGGCGGGAUUGCUGCGAGCGACAGCGAAGGUGGCGCUUUUGCAGGCGUGAUCAGCGGCGACGCCGGAGGCGGAGAGAGAACGACCCGCUCCGUCGAAACGCCUGCGCAUGUACCGCGCUGCGCGUCGAGCGACGACGCGACGCCUCCGUCACUGGCGAGGUUCGCGUUCACCGGCGGCGCGCCGUUUCUAACGCGCGACUCCAACCCAGCGGAGAGCACCGUUAGUGCAGCCAUGGCGGCGGCCUCCCGAACCGCGUCGAUCAACGCAGAAACUCUCGCUGCAGCGCGAUGUGACUACAUCGAUGCCCUGCCACUGCCCAGCAUGAGCUUCCAAGAGAUCUUCAACCGCUCGUGUCCGCCGCUCACCGCGCCCGCCGCGGCGUCUACCUCCGUAUCCGCGCUCGGCGCGCGCGCCCCGUCAGCGGAGAAGCGCGGCAUGUGGCAGGGGCCGGUUGAGUCGUUCCGCACGCCCGCGGCGAGCAGCGGGGACGCGUCGACCCGUCGGCGGAGAGCAGGCAGGCGGAGAGCAGGCAACCGAAGCGCGGGGACCAGCAGGCGGAGGAGCAGGAAUCUGUGGCGUGCUUUGGCUGGAGCCAUGGCGGUGGCGUUGCUUAUCACAGCAUCGUGA